GGUUAACUUACUCAGCACAAUUUACACAGUUUAUGCAACUCAGCUGCAAUUGACUCCAAAGUAAUUAACCAAACUUUUUUAAGAGAUCGACGCUUUCUUCAAAUAAGUUUCUAAACGAGCACAGCGCACUGCAACAUUUGCGGAAGUUAGAUCAAGCGGUUUACACUGAACAGCUGAUGCUUCAGGGCCACCGGUGAAAUGUCAAAAUCAAAUCUAAUUACCUUACGAGUUCAAUCACCUGAAGGAACGAAAAGGAUUAAUGUCGAUCCUACAGAAACUGUCUGUCAGCUCUUUGAGAAGGUUUAUGAUGCUUUCCAAUUAAAUAGUUUUGGAUUCAGUUUGUACAAACAAAAAAAUCAUGAAGAUGAAAUUUACUCUAGUAAAAGUAAAUCAGUUUCCUCAUGUGGACUCGGUCAUGGAGAUAUGCUUUAUUUGGCACCAGUCAAUGGCAUGGUUAUAUGGAAUACUCCUUCAACGAGUACUGCAUCACAAGAUUCCAUGACACACAAAGAAUCAGUUGCAAUGGAUGUCACACCUAGUACGAGUAAAAGUUCAUCAACCACAUCAGUUACUGCAGUUAAUGCACGACCUCUCACAAAUGUUGAUGAAGAUGAUGUAGAUCAACAAUUGUGGAAGAUGGAUGGAAAAAUUCAACGUAAACGAGACAAAAAACUCUGCAGGCACGGAGCAAAUGGUUGCUGCGUUAACUGUUCACCUUUGGAACCAUUUGAUGAAGAAUAUUUAAAACAACAAAAUGUGAAACAUUUAUCAUUUCAUUCUUAUCUCAGGAAACUCACUGCCGGAGUAGAUCGAGGAAAAUUUCUUCAACUCGAAGAUAUUAGUUGUCGUAUAAAAAGAGGAUGUAAGGAUCAUCCUCCGUGGCCGCGUGGAAUUUGCAGUAAAUGUCAACCAAACGCUAUUACAUUAAAUCGACAGCCUUACCGUCAUGUUGACAAUGUAAUGUUUGAAAACGCCAGUCUUGUUGAACGUUUCCUUAAUUAUUGGCGAAGUACCGGUCAUCAACGUUUAGGUUAUCUGUAUGGGAGAUAUGAAGUUCAUUCAGAUGUUCCUCUAGGAAUACGAGCAGUGGUUGCUGCAAUUUAUGAACCACCACAGGAAAGUACUAGAGACUCAAUAGUACUUUUAACUGAUGAAAGGGAAGCUCUUGUUGAAGAAUUGGCUCAAAAACUUGAUUUGAGAAGAGUUGGUUGGAUAUUCACAGAUUUAAUAGCUGAAGACGUUAAAAAAGGAACUGUUAAGCAUGUUCGAAAUAUUCAGAGUCAUUUUCUUUCUGCUGAUGAGUGCAUGAUGGCUGGUCAUCUUCAAAAUCAGCAUCCUAAUCCUUGUCGUUUUUCACCAAGUGGAUUUUUUGGAUCUCGAUUCGUAACUGUUUGUGUCACAGGAGACGAAAAGAACCAAGUUCAUAUGGAAGGUUAUCAAGUAUCGAAUCAGUGCAUGGCUCUAGUUCGUGAUGGUUGUUUGGUACCGACAAAAGACGCUCCAGAACUUGGAUAUGUUCGUGAAUCAUCAGAUAAACAAUACGUCCCAGAUGUCUAUUAUAAGGAGAAAGAUUCAUAUGGCAAUGAAGUAUUGAGAUUAGCCAGACCACUUCCAGUUGAGUACUUAUUGGUUGAUGUGCCAGCAUCUACACCUUUGACACCUCAAUUUACGUUCUUUGCUAGUGAUCAUGUCAAUCCUUUCCCAGUAGAAAAUAGGCUGGUUGAUGGACAAGUACAAGAUUUUGAUUCUUUAUGUACGUAUAUGCAGCAAUUUGGAUCGGAUCAAUUUCUCGAAGCUAUAUCAGACUUCCAUUUAUUGUUAUUCAUUGCUACAAUGGACAUGCUCCCAAUGAAAGAUCAUAUGGCACCGCUUUUGGAAGCAAUUAGAUUAAAUGACAGUGAGAAAGCACGCAAUUGGGCUAGAAGUGAACACUGGGCAACAGUAGAACAAUUAAUAUCAGCUACAGCAGCGUCUUCCUCUCUUUCAUCACCAACUGUUACUUUCGGCAAUGACACUAUGAGGGCUACUUCAUCUGCAUUUGGUGCUGAUGGAACAAAUGUUGGUACUGGAUCUGGUCCUGCAUCUAAUCAACCACUUUGGACAUGUCCUUAUUGUACAUUUUUAAAUCAAGCUGAAUUAGGAUCUUGUGAAAUGUGCAGUUUACCAAGGAUGUAGAAAAUAUUGAAGAACUGGACAAGUUUUUACAUUUAACUUAUUUUCUUCUCGAUCUUGAUUUUGUCAGGCAAAAAUAAAAACACCAAAUAAUAUCGAUUUUAUUUUUUGUGUGCAUGAUAUUGAUCAUUAAAAGUAUAAAUGAAUAAUGUUUUUGUUAAAAUUAUCUAUUUAAUUUUUUGGAUUAUCCUUGUAGGAUGCUUCUCUGAGUAGGAUGCGACACCUUAAAAACGUGAUGAAUUAAGCAAUGAAGAAGAAUAAUUAAGUGAAGAUAAACAAAAACAUUUGAGAAAAAGAAACUCAUGAUAUACAUCCGUAUGACGACUGAUGACAACCGAUUCACGUAAAAACUGUACCAUAAUUUAACGACUUUUAUUUAUAAAACUUUAAACAAGUGAUAACUGUGAUACAGGAGUGAAAAAUGAAAAGUUAUGCAUGAUAAAUUAAUGAUUGAAUAAACUGUUGAUUGUAGUAAGAUAAUGACAUUAAUUGUAAUUAUCAUUGCAAUUGAACUGGAAAACUUUUCAGAAUUUAUUGGUUGUAUUUAAUUGGUCCAGGUCGUCUUGGUCGGGUGAUUUUAUUCAAGAAUAUGAUUAAUUUAGUGGAAAUAAAUAAUAAAACGGUAUAAUAUUAAAAAAAA
Messenger RNA from Chelonus insularis, 2812 nucleotides. RefSeq names its product nuclear protein localization 4 (gene Npl4). Gene Ontology annotation, molecular function: ubiquitin binding; ubiquitin protein ligase binding. The transcript is spliced from 13 exons. Gene Ontology annotation, biological process: ubiquitin-dependent protein catabolic process. NCBI's taxonomy places the organism in Eukaryota, Metazoa, Arthropoda, Insecta, Hymenoptera, Braconidae. The record is from RefSeq and is a predicted model, not a curated record. The coding region runs from base 199 to 2175 and encodes 658 amino acids. Gene Ontology annotation, cellular component: nucleus.